AUGAUCGCACCGGAAACGCUGGUGCGUACUGCUGCCUGGGUUUCAAAUCUAUUCACUGUCCAUGCAGCGGAUCUAACCACUGCUUUUGCAGUGAAACAUCGUGAUUGCCAGGAAGGUAGCGGCAGUCAGAUAAAUCCUGUAACGAACAGCGGCUGUUGGUCGGCCGCCACUGCACUACCAGGAGCAGGUGCUGGCAGCGUCAAGAAGGAAGAACCUGAUGAGCAACCUCUGCAUAACAAUAAUUUCUGCAGAUCCUGUGAG
This is a messenger RNA of Gongylonema pulchrum, 261 nucleotides long. NCBI's taxonomy places the organism in Eukaryota, Metazoa, Nematoda, Chromadorea, Rhabditida, Gongylonematidae. The record is from the annotation of a GenBank genome assembly.